Caenorhabditis elegans is the source of this 1630-nucleotide messenger RNA. RefSeq names its product Solute carrier family 40 member (gene fpn-1.2). The transcript is spliced from 6 exons. Gene Ontology annotation, biological process: iron ion transmembrane transport; transmembrane transport. The record is from RefSeq and is marked reviewed. Gene Ontology annotation, cellular component: membrane. NCBI's taxonomy places the organism in Eukaryota, Metazoa, Nematoda, Chromadorea, Rhabditida, Rhabditidae. Bases 55 to 1578 code for a protein of 507 amino acids. Gene Ontology annotation, molecular function: iron ion transmembrane transporter activity.
AAGUGUGUCGCGGGCGAUGGAAGUGCAGAGAUUUCCAGUUUGAUUCCUGUGACAAUGACUUUUCAACAACCGAAUAAUCGACGAAACAGUGGCACCCUUUCGAAAACGAGCAUAUUUUUGUAUUGUGCCUAUAUUUCGACAUGCUUGGAAGACAGGGCUUGGUCAUUCUGUGUCUCUCUUUGUAUGGACCUGAUGGGUGGUAUGAGAGUGGUUUCCAUUGAGCAGCUUUUCGAGGGAGUCUUGCAAAUGUUUCUCAGCGGAUAUUUAGGAAAGCAUUUCGACGGGCUCUCGAGGAAACGGGCAAUCAUGACCGUCGUACCGUUGAACAAUUUGAGUAUUUGUGCUGCAGCUGCUCUUAUUAUCACUUGUCUGUCUAUCGAUGCCACGUCACCGUGGUACAUAGUCUGCCUGGUUCUAGCAAUGUGCAUAUGCGCGGUGAACCGGCUUUUCCUGAACGCGGAAAAGUUCAUCACAGGCAGAGAUUGGGUUAUGGUACUCGGAAAUGAUGGUACACUGUCGAAUAUGAACGCAACUCUGUUGACAUUGGAUCAAUGUACCAAUGUUAUUGCACCGUUAGUAACUGGUGCUCUGGUGACCUGGGUUGGUCUUCGUGAAACAGUUGGAAUAUUUGGUAUAGCCUCUCUUGUUUCAAUGGCUUCAAAAACCAUUUUCCUUAGAGCAAUCUACAUCUCCAAUCCUCUGCUUCAAGUGAAGAAAGACAAGAAAGAUGAAGCGCUAGACCCAUUCGCCAAUUCAAGGCUCAAAGAAUCUGUGGUUUACACGUACUGGUGCCAGAUCUCAUUCCCAGCUGCAUUUGGAAUGAGUCUUCUAUUCAUGACAGUGAUGGGAUUUGAUGGAUUAGCUGUAGGAUAUGGCUCAAGUGUAGGGCUUCCGGAAUUUGUUAUCGGAGCAUUCAGAUCCUAUGGAUCCGUGACUGCGAUCCUUGGAGCGUUUUCCUACGCAUUCUUCGAAAAGCGAUACAGUGUCGCCACUUCAGGACUACUGGGAUUGGUUGUUCAGCAGUUUUUUGCGGUUCUAGCAGUUAUAUCCGUGUUCCUCCCGGGAUCUCCUAUGAACCUUGGUGGAUACUUUGGAAACUUCACUAUGGGAACUUGGUGGCACGAUAUGGUUCACUCUUUCGACGGGAAUAACGCUACAAACUUGGACCCACAUGUUGAUUGGAAGCACUUUUCGUCUGAUGGUGUCAGUUUGGCCAGCAUCUUUGUGUUCUUGAUUGCGAUUGCAUCCGCAAGAUAUGGAUUGUGGUGCCUGGAUCUGGCUAUCACUCACAUAAUGCAAGUCACCAUCCCAGAACGAGAACGAAAUACAGUAUUCGGAAUGCACAACGCGUUGUGCCAAACGUUCUCCGUUUUAAAAGAUGUUCUAGUCAUUAUUCUCCCAUUACCGGCAACUUUUGCAAUUUGUAUAUUUAUUUCUUACGGGUUCGUCUCUUGUGGUCAUAUGUUCUUUAUUUAUUACUUGGUGAAAACCAAUAGCUUAUCAACGGUUGGCAGGAAAUUGUCACAACUACCAGAGAAGGAGGAAAAAGAAGAGAAAGAAGAAUUUGAGAGGUUAUAGAUGAAUUUAUCUAAAAGAUUUUUUUAUAAGCAAAUAAAUAAUUCAUGAGCAA